This is a messenger RNA of Dentiscutata erythropus, 735 nucleotides long. The record is from the annotation of a GenBank genome assembly. Lineage: Eukaryota; Fungi; Glomeromycota; Glomeromycetes; Diversisporales; Gigasporaceae.
AUGGGUAAUAAAAUUAGUAAAAAAAAUCAAUUUAACGGAGAAAAUUCAGCAAGUGAUAAUUUAUCUAAUGAGAUGAAUGAAGAAGCUGAUAGAUUACACUUACAACAUUAUUUACAAAAAAAUAUUUGGCAAAAUAACUUUUUCGCUCCAGUUGGGCACCUUCUUGAACAAGAAGAUACAAAGGUUCUUGAUGUAGGUAAUACUGAGAUUAUUAAAGGAAACGUAUUAGAACGUUUACCAUUUGAUGACAACACGUUUGAUUAUGUAUUUCAACGAACAUUGUAUGUUGGAAUUCCUGAAAAUAAAUGGCCAUCUGUGAUUAAUGAGCUUAUCCGUGUAUUAAAGCCUGAUGGUUAUUUAGAGCUGUUAGAAUCUGACUUUAAGCCUAAUAAUAUGGGGCCUGCAACUACAAAGAUUACUGAUGCAAGAACGUGGCUUGGACACAAAUAUACAGUAUGUUAUAAACUGCAAGAUUAUUUGGAAGAAAAUAAACAACUUUAUGAUGUUCACUGUGAGAUAAAAAAAGAACUUAAUGCAGAAAAUGCGGAAGAAUUACGUAAAUUGUCAUCUGAAAAUUUCACUACAGUCGUAAAGACUUUGAAACCUAAGCUUGCAAGUAUAAUUAAGGUUUCUAACGAUGAAUAUGAUGAUUUGGCUAAAAAGAUGAGAGAAGAAUUAAAUAAUCCAAAAACUUUUAAUACACAAGUACGAGUUUAUGCUAGAAAGAAAUUAUAA